UAUACAGGCCCUGUUGGCCACACGGUAUUAUGAAACCGGCGUGGUAAACGUCGGUGCCCGUUCGAUCAGAGAAGAUCGAAAAUAAUAGGAACUAGUUGAACAUGAUGCCAAUAUGAUGUGACAGUAUGAUCAUUGGAGUGAACAAGCUUAGAAACAGAAGAUGCUGAUCUUAAGAUGGCUGCAGAAAUCAUCAAAGCCUGUUCAGCAGGUUUUGUCCAGAUGCGGAAAAGUGAUAUUCGGCAAAAAGUAUUUGCUUGUGACUAAUGUCAGUAUAACUGUGGGAUUGUCUUGUACUGGAGACUUCCUGCAGCAGCGGUACCAGAUAAAGACAAAGGAAACAAAGUCUAUGAAUUUGACUCGCAGCAAACAUGUGGCAGCUUCUGGACUAGUGAUAGGACCAUUCUGUCAUUACUGGUACAUAUUUCUGGACAAAUGGCUUCCUGGUAAGACGACCAAAGUUGUGCUAAAAAAAGUUAUUGUGGAUCAGCUAAUUUGCUCUCCAAUAUAUAUUUCUUUGUUUUUAAUAACAACUUCUGUGCUGGAGAGAAAGUCUUGGGAAGAAACCAAAAAGGAAACUACUAGUAAAGGUGCCACCCUUUAUCUGGCUGAGUGGAUUGUGUGGCCCCCUGCUCAACUAAUUAACUUCUCCUUUUUACCAACAAGAUACAGGGUCCUCUAUGACAAUUCAAUCUCACUUGGAUUUGAUUGUUAUUUCUCUCGUGUCAAAUAUGGAUGUACGGAAAACGCAAAUGAAACCUGAAGAAAUCCAAGUUUGAUCGUUUACUUGAUUAACUUGUUACCUUGCCAGAACUCAACAAUGAUGUUGACAUGACCCAUGAACAAUAUUGCUUAAUUAUUUUUUCUAUUAUUAUUACUUUUAAAAUGACAAAUAAUAUACAUGUAUUGAAUGAAAAUUACUUUGUUUUGAUAUUGUGCAAUUUGUGUACUGAAAGAGUUCUGCUUGGGAUUGAUAUCCCAUAAGGACUUCAUGUUGAUAAUCAAGAUAUGAUGAAUGGGGAGCAUGUUGUUGUUUUAUAACUUGUGAUAUCUAAUAGAGUGAAAGGGUUGUUAGAUUUUUUAUGUUGGAAAAAAUGGACUCCCAUAAAAACGUUAUGAAUAUA
Messenger RNA from Pecten maximus, 1121 nucleotides. Its product is annotated as mpv17-like protein 2. Gene Ontology annotation, cellular component: membrane; cytoplasm. NCBI's taxonomy places the organism in Eukaryota, Metazoa, Mollusca, Bivalvia, Pectinida, Pectinidae. The coding region runs from base 161 to 760 and encodes 199 amino acids. Gene Ontology annotation, biological process: mitochondrial ribosome assembly. The transcript is spliced from 2 exons. The record is from RefSeq and is a predicted model, not a curated record.